AUGUCACCAAGCUUACGUCUCCUGAAGAACGUCGCCAUGACUACUUACGCAGAAGACAUCACUAGGACGUUCUCGAUGAACGUCUCCAGAGGGCAUCACCAGCACUACGUCCCCCGGAGAUCACCAGAACAGUCCCCAAAUGUUCAACAUUUCGUCCUCUGGAGGUCUCCACCACUACGACGUCCUCUGGAGGAGGAGGUGGUGGUCACCAGUACUACCACUCCUGCAGGACGUCCCCUGGAGGUGGUCGAGGUCACUAGCACUACCAGUCCCACAGGACGUCCCCUGGAGGAGGUCACCAACACUGCCACGCCUGCAGGACGUCCCCUGGAGGAGGUCACCAGCACUACCACUCCUACAGGACGUCCUCUGAAGGUCACUAGCACUACCGCUCCUACAGGACGUCCCCUGGAGGAGGUCACUACCACUCCUACAGGACGUCCUCUGAAGGUCACCAGCACUACCACUCCUGCAGGACGUCCCCUGGAGGAGGUCACUAGCAUUACCACUCCUACAGGACGUCCCCUGGAGGAGGAGGAGGCCUCUGGAGGUGGUCACCAGCACUACCACUCCCACGGGACGUCCCCUGGAGGAGGACACCAGCACUACCAGUUCCACAGGACGUCCCCUGGAGGAUGA
Procambarus clarkii (red swamp crayfish) is the source of this 639-nucleotide messenger RNA. NCBI's taxonomy places the organism in Eukaryota, Metazoa, Arthropoda, Malacostraca, Decapoda, Cambaridae. The record is from RefSeq and is a predicted model, not a curated record.